Morus notabilis is the source of this 886-nucleotide messenger RNA. RefSeq names its product 60S ribosomal protein L15-1. The record is from RefSeq and is a predicted model, not a curated record. Gene Ontology annotation, molecular function: RNA binding; structural constituent of ribosome. NCBI's taxonomy places the organism in Eukaryota, Viridiplantae, Streptophyta, Magnoliopsida, Rosales, Moraceae. Gene Ontology annotation, cellular component: cytosolic large ribosomal subunit; ribosome. The transcript has 4 exons. Gene Ontology annotation, biological process: cytoplasmic translation. Bases 110 to 724 code for a protein of 204 amino acids.
UAAUUAAGGCUAACAAAGAGCCAAAACCAUACUAUUUGUAAAACCCUAAAGCCAUUGGAGAUCCCUGCUUACAGCCGAAUUUCAAGAGGAGCAGUGGACGCCAUAAACAAUGGGGGCGUACCAGUACGUGUCGGAGAUAUGGAGGAAGAAGCAGUCGGAUCUGAUGAGGUUUGUGCAGAGAGUGAGGUGCUGGGAGUACCGCCAACACCCUUCCAUCGUGCGUGUCACGCGCCCCACGCGCCCUGAUAAGGCUCGCCGCUUGGGCUACAAGGCCAAGCAGGGGUAUGUGAUCUAUCGUGUACGUGUUAGACGUGGUGGUCGCAAGAGGCCGGUUCCAAAGGGUAUUGUUUAUGGCAAGCCCACAAACCAGGGUGUAACACAGCUCAAAUUCCAACGCAGUAAGCGCUCAGUUGCAGAGGAACGAGCUGGACGUAAGCUGGGUGGUCUUAAGGUUCUCAAUUCUUACUGGAUCAACGAGGAUUCUACAUACAAAUACUUUGAGAUAAUCUUGGUUGAUCCUGCUCACAAUGCAAUCCGUAAUGACCCGAGGAUCAAUUGGAUCUGCAAACCUGUUCACAAACACAGGGAGCUUCGUGGACUUACUUCUGCUGGAAAGAAAUACAGAGGUCUCCGCGGGAAGGGGCACACGCACCACAAGGCCCGACCUUCCAGGAGAGCAACUUGGAAGAGGAACAAUACUCUGUCUCUUCGACGCUACCGUUGAUUCUCAUGACAUUGGUGGUGUCUGUAUCGGGGUCUUUGUUUUACUUUCUGCUUUUUAGGAUUUAAGCUGGAAUAGAUUAUGAAGUGUUGUUUCUAUUGGUUGUUAAAACGUGGUUAAUUUGGUUGUCCUCAAGCUGUGAAAUUUUGUUCUUAAUAAAAUAGU